This is a messenger RNA of Dictyostelium purpureum, 1212 nucleotides long. RefSeq lists its product as uncharacterized. NCBI's taxonomy places the organism in Eukaryota, Evosea, Eumycetozoa, Dictyosteliales, Dictyosteliaceae. The transcript is spliced from 3 exons. The record is from RefSeq and is a predicted model, not a curated record. Bases 1 to 1212 code for a protein of 403 amino acids.
AUGAUAGUAUGUUUAGAGAAUUCAGUUUUUAAUAAAGAUAGAGAAGAGGAGUAUUAUAAAAAUCUAGAGCAAUUCGAUAGAUUAUUCUUUAAAGUUUGGAGAAAUGUAUACAUCAGAAAUUUAAUUUUGUUUUUUUACCAUCAUUACUUUUUCGAAAUUGAAGACUCCUCAGCAAUAGACCAGCAUAGAUUUAAAGAAUACACCUCAAAAGUAUUAAUUCAUAAGAAGUUCCGUCAAAAAAUAAAAGCCGGUGAUAUCCCAGAUCAUAUAUCCCAACUAAGUUUUGGUUAUUAUUUUAAUGAAGAGGUCAUCCCGGGUUUUAUUCCCGCCAGUGUUAAAAAACUAAAGUUUGGUUAUUGUUUCAAUCAAAAAAUCAACGAAGGAGAUAUACCAUUUGGUGUCAAUGAUUUAACUUUUGGGGCUUCAUUCAACAAACCAAUUAGAAAGGGUUACAUUCCAGUUAGUGUUUUCAAACUUACAUUUGGUUACUAUUUUAAUCAUAGAUUCAAUCCAUUCGAAUUACCUCUAAGUAUCACAAGUUUAACUUUUGGCCAUUCAUUCAAUCAAGAGCUCCGUUACGGUAAUAUUCCAAAAAAUGUAACCACAUUAGUAUUUGGUGAAGAAUUUAAUCAACCAUUGGAUCUUGGUAGUAUUCCAAAUAGUGUAAAGAAAAUGAAAUUCGGCGGGGCAUUUAACCAACCAUUAGAACAUCUUAUUAUACCUGACGGUGUCGAGGAACUUACAUUUGGUGAUGAAUUUAAUCAACAGUUAAAAGUUAAAGAUAUUCCCUCCAGUGUUACAAAGCUCUCUUUUGGUGACCUAUUUGAUCAGAUAAUAUAUUUAAAUGUUAUACCAUCGAAUGUCCAGUACCUUUCAUUUGGCGAAGAGUUUAAUCAAGAUCUCUCAUACGGCAACUUACCCUCUAGCGUUACACAUCUUUCAUUUGGAAAUCAAUUCAAUAAACCAUUAAGAGAUGGUGUAUUACCACCAGAUUUAAUUCGAUUGUCAUUUGGAAAUAACUUCAAUAGCACUCUCAAAAUUCCAUCAAGUGUCACUGACUUGGAUCUAGGUAAAAUUUUUAGUCAAAAUUUCAAUAGAGGCGAUUUACCAAAUAAUUUAAUUAAACUCAAAUUAUCUUCAAAUCAUUAUGAUACUUUAAAAAACAUUAAUAUAAUCCCAGAAAACAUAAAGAUUUUAAAUUUUUACGAUUAA